Molecule: messenger RNA, 12199 nt
Organism: Varanus komodoensis (Komodo dragon)
Lineage: Eukaryota; Metazoa; Chordata; Lepidosauria; Squamata; Varanidae
Gene: PRRC2B
Product: proline rich coiled-coil 2B
Exons: 32
Coding region: 189-6890 (2233 amino acids)
Biological process (GO): cell differentiation
Source: RefSeq, a predicted model, not a curated record
GCGCGCAGCAGACGCUCCGAGGCAGCCGCCAGCCGCUCCGCCGCUUCGGAUCCGCAGCCAUCCUGCCCCGCGAGCCUCCGGCGCCCCCCGCCGACCGGCCCCCCAGGCACGCCCGGCUCCCCUCAACCACAACAGGCAGAUCGGGAGCGGUGCAGAGAAAUUUCCUUACUCGAUGACCUUUCAUCGCAAUGUCCGAUCGUUUGGGGCAAAUAACCAAGGGAAAGGAUGGGAAAAGCAAGUACUCAACACUCAGCCUGUUUGAUAAGUAUAAAGGGAAGUCAGUAGAAGCUAUCAGAACUACAGUUAUUCCUAGACAUGGCUUACAAAGUCUCGGGAAAGUUGCAGCUGCCCGGCGCAUGCCCCCUCCUGCCAACCUGCCAAGUUUGAAGUCUGAGAACAAAGGAAACGACCCCAAUAUCAUCAUCGUACCCAAAGACGGUACAGGAUGGGCAAACAAGCAGGACCCCCCAGACCAAAAGAGUUCCAGUGCCACAGCCGCACAGCUGCAGGAGUCGCUGCCGCAGCAGGAUUCGCAGAAAUCUCUCUCCAGUUUGCAGAAGCUGACACAGUCCAUCAGUCAGGAGAGCACAAAUUCAGCGCCAGGUGGACAAAAGUCAUGGGCACAGCUGAAUGGAAAGCCAGCCAGACACGAAGGUGGUUCAAGGGUCUCAAGCCGACUGUUAUCCUUCUCUCCCGAGGAAUUUCCAACGCUGAAAGCAGCUGGAGAGCAGGACAAGGCUGGCAAAGAAAAGGGCGUCUCAGAUCCGUCGUAUGGGCCCGGACCAAGCCUCCGCCCCCAGAAUGUGACCAGUUGGAGGGAGGGCGGCAGCAGAAGCAUAACUUCUGCCACAUCUCUGACCGCCUCCCUGACUGAGCUGGGCCCUAAAACCCCCAGUGUGGGGGACGGAGCCCCCUCCUCGGCGAACCCCAGCGACCCGAAGGAGCCUUCCCUUCGCCCAACUCAGCCUGUACGCAAAGGGGCUUCGCAGUUCAUGACAAACCUGUACCAGCCUCCAACCUACCACGACAUGCUGCCAGCUUUUAUGUGUUCAAACCAGCCGUCUGAGACCCCUGGAGCAAAGGAUCGUGGGGCAGUUCCUCUCCCGCAGUUCCGCUUAGAGCCCCGUGUUCCUUUCAGACAGCAUCAGGCCAACAUCCAAGACGGAAAAGAAAACCGCCCUGGGACUUCGCGUCUGGCUCGCCCAGUCCGGCCACAAGGGGAGCGGGUUCCCCGGCCCACCAUCAUCAAUGCAGAGAACCUGAAGGGGCUGGAUGAACUCGACAACGAUGCCGAUGACGGAUGGGCAGGAAUCCACGAUGAGGUGGAUUACUCCGAGAAGCUGAAAUUCAGUGAGGAUGAGGAAGAGGAGGAAACCCAUAAAGACGGAAGACCAAAAUGGAACAGCUGGGAUCCCAGAAGGCAACGGCAGCUAUCCCUGAGCUCAGCAGAUAGCACAGAUGCCAGACAUCCCCAGGAAGAAGCCAAGAACUGGGGCGACCCAGCUGGUCUGUCUCGGCCAAUCCGUAAAACUCAAGAUAACCCAGUGCCCUCGAGGAAGGUGAAUGGAUGGGCUCCCCUUUCGGACUACCAGAAAACACCUUUGGCAUGCCUCCGGCAACAGUCUUCUGAGGAUAAAGAGGAGAAGCUGCCCCUCCGGCAGAAGUUUGUCCACUCGGAAAUGUCGGAGGCCGUUGAGCGGGCCAGGAAGAGGCGGGAGGAGGAGGAACGGCGGGCCCGGGAGGAGCGCCUGGCAGCUUGUGCUGCCAAGCUGAAGGAGCUGGAUCAGAAGUGCAAGCUGGCCCAGAAAGCGGCCGAUGGCCACAAGCACGCGGACCCUGAAGAGCCCAGAUCCUCCGCCACGGAGAAGAGCGCCCUGCCUGAGAACAGCCAGGUGGUCCGGAGAGCGAACCCUGAAUUUCAUGCCCCAGAGGCCGCGUUGGGUUACGUCCCAGAAGAGAUCCCAGCUGUGUCGGCCGCCCAUCGGAACAGCAGCGAGGAGGAGCUCCGAGGGAUCACGUCUCCGCUGCAGGAAUUCAAGUACCCAAAACUACUUCCUCCACGGUUCCAGCGGCAGCAGCAGCAGGACCAGCUGUAUAAGAUGCCAAGCUGGCAGUCCCCGCAGGUCUACCCGCCCCCCUCCCAUCCUCAGCGGACCUUUUACCCCCCACACCCGCAAAUGCUGGGCUUCGAUCCGCGUUGGAUGAUGAUGCCUUCCUACAUGGACCCCCGCAUGGCCCAGGGGCGCCCCACCGUGGACUUCUAUCCUUCAGUUCUUCAUCCAUCAGGGAUGAUGAAACCUGUAAUCCAGCAGGAAUCCAUGAACGGGAGCAGCUGUCCAGCAGAGGAGCAGAGGUUCCAGCCCUCAGUGCAGCCGGAGAGGAAAGCCGUUCCACUGGAGCCCGCCCCGGUAUGGGGCCAGGAGAGCUACGCCCCCCUGCCAAGCAAAGGGGGCUCAGUUUCGCGCUCCAAACAGGCCGAGGGCUUGGCCAUGGAGGGGCUGCACGCCAGGAACGGCAGCUCUUACUCGGUGCAGCCCAGCAUCCACACCCAGCACCAUCUCUUCGACGAGCCCGGAGAAAACUACCUGAACGCCUUUGACAAAAAGCCCCAGGCCGGCUUUGACGGCUGCAUCGCCGCCUCCCCCAGGGAGAGUCACGACCGCCUCUUCCCGCAGCAGGAGGGUGCCCCUGACGCUGCCGACACACGGCACGUGAGCUUGAGCCACUCUCCCGUGGAGCCCGGCUUGGUCCACGCCGAAAAGAAGGCAGAGUACAACAGCUGGGAGGUCGGCCCGUUUCAGAAGCCUGCCGAGGCAGCUGCUCCUGCGGAGGAGGAAGCCUUCCGGGACGAGCAGCCAUUCGGCACCGAGCCGUGGAAGAAGGAGGGCCCUGCGGACAAGCAGGAGGCCGGCUGGGCCGUGGAGCAGCAGCAGGCGGGGGGCCAGCCACCUCAGCAGGAGCAGCCGAGCAGGGCCCGUCGAUCCGGCCCCAUUAAAAAGCCAGUGCUGAAGGCUCUGAAAGUGGAGGAGAAGGAGAAGGAGCGGGAGAAGGAGCCGGAGAAGGUCAAGAUGGACGAGGAGCCCUCCCGCCCGGCCAAGGACAGGGCCCCCGCGCAGCAGGGCGAGGGCACCGAUGGCGCCGCAGCAGCCUUGCUCCGCGCCGCGCCCUACCACCUGGCGGACGAGAAGUGUCCCUCUCGGGCUGCUGCCCAGGAGCCGGAGAAACCCCACGAGGAGGAGGAGGAGGUGGAGGAGGAGGAAGAGCAGGAGGAGGAGGAGGAGGAGAACAGCGGGAAGGCCUGGGACAGCAAGCCCCUCUCCCGGGAGCCCAGUGACCUGCCCCCGGCCAGAAGAAACAACUGGAUCUUCAUUGACGAGGAGCAGGCCUUCGGCGGGAGGGGCCGGGGCCGGGGCCGGGGCUUCCGCGAGUUCACCUUCCGUGGCCGGGGCAGCGCCGUGGGUUGCGGUGCCGGCGCCCGAGGGGGCUACAGCAGCAGCAGCGGCAGCGUGGGCAGCGCCCAGAGAAGCAGCCGAGGGCGGGCCCUGCGGGAGUUCAACCAGCUGGAAGAGUUUUCUCGCGGGAAGCCCCGGCGCAGGAUCGCCAGCGAGACCCACAGCGAAGGCUCCGAGUACGAGGAGCUACCCAAGCGCCGCCGCCAGCGUGGCUGCGAGAACAGCAGCGAGGGCUCCCUCGUGGAGCGGGAGGAAGGGGACCUCAAGAAGGGGGACUUCCGCGACUCCUGGCGGUCCAACAAGAUCUAUUCGGACGACCACGGCAGCCUGGAUGCCAGGACAAGGGCCCCGCGCGUGUUUGGGCGCUCCCUUCCCCCGAGGCUGAGCAACUCUGGGUACGGGCGGAGGGGCUUUGUCGCCAAGGAGCCCUGGCAGGGCCGCAGCGGGGGGAACGUGUGGCCGGAGCACAGCCAGAGCACCCCACUGGAGACCUUUGGGGUCAGGCGGCAGCCGGACCGGGACUAUGGCCAAGAUGCUUACAAGAAUGCGGAUUCCUUUGGCAGAAGGGCCUUCGAGGAAGAUCUGGUGGACAAGAGGCCCUACUUCCAGGAGGAUUAUGGGGGUGACCCCGAAAACACAGAGAACCGGCCGUUCCGCCGCCGUCGGCCGCCCCGCCAAGACAAACCCCCCCGAUUCCGGCGCUUGAGACAGGAGCGCGAGCUGGUGGGGCAGUGGAGCCCCGAAGACGGGGGCGGCAACCUCCUGGCUUGCCAGUGGCCUGGGAGAGCGAAGCUGCCUGUGGCGGAUCGGAACGGCUCCUCCGCCCGCAGGUCCCCCGAGCUCUCCUACCAGAACUCUUCCGACCACGCCAACGAGGAGUGGGAGACGGCGUCGGAGAGCAGCGACUUCAGCGAGAGGCGGGAUCGGCGCGGAGGCGCCCCGGAGAGCGAGGCCCAGCUGGAGGGUGGCCUGGUUGGCAGCGGUGUGGGCGAAAAGCGGGAACUGGCCAAGCGGAGCUUUUCAAGCCAGCGGCCUGUCGUGGACCGGCAGAGCCGCAAGGCCGACCCUGCAGGGUUCGGGGAGAAAGCUGUGAGAGCCGGAGCGAGCGGUGCUGCUUCUCGCUAUGACAGUCAGCCCAGCGGGCCGCAGGGGAAAAGUGAAAGAUCUCCAGAAGAGAGUGGGGCGCUUGACGCAAGCAGCCAGUCGCUGUAUGGCUCCCACGCCAACCUGAGCAGCGCCGACGGGCUGGGAAGGAAAGUGGAGAAGGAGCCCAAAUCUGCAGCCCAACAAGCCGGCGAGAAAGGAGAAGCCAUCUCUCAGUUCGAGCUGAGCUAUGGAAAUGGAGUCGUGGACAGUCGGCUGGCAGGCCCUGUGGAGGAGAGCGAGGUCGGGCCCAUGGGCAGCGAAGGCUUCAUUGAGGUCCUGACCAAGAAGCAGCGCCGGCUGCUGGAGGAGGAACGGAGGAAGAAGGAGCAAGCUGCCCAGGCUCCAGCCAAGGGCCGCGUCCUCCAGUCUCGCAUCCCGCCUCGCUUCGCCAAGAAACAGAACAGCCCGUGCCUCGAGCCAGGGGACCUUUCGGUGACCGGGAGCAGCCUGGGCACAGAGAUCUGGGAGUCCAACAGCCCAGCGCUCUCUGUCCAGUCGCCGGGCACCGAUUCCUGGAGCAAACCCGUCAAUGCCUUCACCAGCAACGAAUCCGGUUCUACUGAAGGGUUCAAAAGCAGCCAGGGAGACAGUGGCAUUGACCUGAGCGCGGAAUCGAGGGAGUCCUCCGCCACCUCUUCGCAGCGCAGCUCUCCUUAUGGCACUCUCAAGCCCGAAGAGAUGAGCGGAGGUGGUCUGCUGGACGCCAAGCCUGACUGCCCGAAAGAGCCCGCUGCCAAGCGGCCAGAGAAAAAGGAUUCAGAGCAAGGAUUGAGUCAGAGCAGGGACCACAAGCCUGGGCCGAUCGGCAACGAACGCUCCUUGAAGAACCGGAAGGGCUCGGAGGGAGCAGAUCGCCUGGAAGGCAGCAUCCCCCCGGUCAACGGUGUGGACAUUCAUGUGGACGCGGUUCUUCCUGUGCCACCCAUUGAGUUUGGAGUAAAUCCUAAAGAAUCGGACUUCAGCCUGCCCCCGGGCUCAGCCUCGGGUACAGCAGCGAACCCCGUCACAAAAUUGCAGGAUGGCUUGGCCAGCAAUGCUGGGCUCACCCAGUCCCUCCCUGUCCUCCGAAGAGAUCACCACCUCCCACGAUGCAUCGGCUUGAACCCCAUGUCAUACCCUACAGCGGAUCUCACUCUUAAAAUGGAGUCGGCGCGCAAAGCUUGGGAAAACUCUCCCAGCCUCCCAGAACAGAGUUCCCCUGGAGGCGCUGGUUCCAGCAUCCAGCCUCCUUCCAGUGUUGGGGCUUCCAACGGUGUCAGCUACAGUUCCUUCGGCGGUGUGUCCGUGCCGCCCAUGCCUGUGGCUUCCGUCGCACCAUCACCUUCAAUUCCAGGCAACCACAUCCCUCCCCUGUAUUUAGACGGCCACGUCUUCGCAAGCCAGCCGCGCCUCGUUCCCCAGACGAUACCUCAGCAGCAGAGCUACCAACAGGCGGCUGCUGCUCAGCAGAUCCCACUGCCCCUGCACACCUCUCUGCAGGCCCCGGCUCAGCUUGGACUGAGGGGAGGCCUCCCCGUCUCGCAGUCCCAGGAGAUCUACAGCUCCCUGCAGCCCUUCAGGUCUCAGGUCUACAUGCAUCCCAGCCUGUCCCAGCCCAACACCGUGGUCCUGACCGGAGGCACUGCCCUGAAGCCUCCAUAUUCUGCCUUCCCAGGUAUGCAGCCUCUGGAGAUGGUGAAAGCACAGUCCGGAUCCCCCUACCAGCCAGUGAACGGGAGCCAGGCCUUAGUUUACGAAGGCCAGAUCAACCAGGCCCCCGGUAUCGGAGCCUCGCAGAUGAUGGACUCGCAGCUGACCCAGCUGACGAUGCCGAUGCCUGGAUCUCAGCUUCCAAUGCCUCGUUACGGCUCUGGCCAGCAGCCCCUGUUACUGCCGCAGUCCAUUCAGCUUCCCCAGGGCCAGAAUCUGUCUGUCGGAGCUCCGCGUAGGAUCCUCUCACCUGGCUCCCAGCCGUCUGUCCUUGCUACAAGCAGGGAGUCCUCUCACAUGGAAAUGAAAGGCUUCCACUUUGCUGAUGCUAAACAGAACAUACCCACAGGAGGGACUAUUCCAUCAGCUCACACAUACAGGCCGAGUUCUGCCAGUCCCAGUGGAAAACCCUCUGGACCAGCCGUCAACAUGAGCUCUGUGCAGGGGCAUUACAUCCAACAGGCAAAACAGCGGGUGGACGAAAACAAAGCUGGUCUUGGAGCUGUGAAACUGCAGGAACCUCCCUCGGCCAGUCAGAUGAAGCCGGUGCGCACUGGCGCGAUCAAGCCUCAGGCGGUCAAGGUGGAAGAGAGCAAGGCCUAACCAGUGCUGGCCCCCGGAAGCCUGCUGGCUUGUUCCACUGGGCUAAGAGAGGGAGGGAGAGAAGGCUCUACAGGUCACCCCACCUCUGUCCCCCCUACUCCAGCGAGUGGAUGUGCUGAGACUUUUCCCUGGUCCUCCUGCAGCUCACCACCAUGAAAUCUGCCACCCGAAGCAAUGUCAUCUGAGUCCUUCCAACAACGCCGUUCUUGAGCAGUGGAUUUUUCUUUUAACCUUGGCCUGCUUGCUUUGAAACAAACCGAACAAAAACGGCAAACGCCCCUUCGGCCUCCUGGACUUGCUGAGCAUCUCUGGCCGUUUUCUUUUCCUGGUUUCUGUGUGCAAAUAGCAGUGACUGGCCGUUGGUAAAGCCACGCCCCAUCCCAGUCCUCCGGUCUCAGCAGAGUGGCAGCGAGGGGAAGGGAUCGUGGGGGAAGCUUCGUCUGUCUUUCUUUUUAAAGGCUGCUGAGGUUUUUAAGAAAAACAGAAUGCUCCAUCUUUCGUUUUCUAGCUGAACUUUUCUAUGUUCUCUCAUAGUACCCCUCUUUCCUGCUGCUGCUGCUGCUGCUGCUCCUCCUCCUCCUCCUCUUCACAUUCUGGAAAAGAAAUUCCAAGACCAAAAUCAUGCACUUGGAUGGACCCAUCCUUUUGACUGGGUGGAGAGAGGUUGGGGUCUGUUCAGAUGGCUGCAGUCUGAAACAGGUCCAUGUCAGCCCUUGGUCCUCAGCUCCUCCCAGCUAAAUACAGGAUCAGCAAAGGCUUUUGUCGUCUUUGGCAUUCCCCUUCCCCGCUUUAUCACUAGAGACAGAGCUUGCUUUAGGAGUAAAAUGUGUACGAGAAGCAUUUGCAAUCCCCGCGUGAUGCAUUUCAGUAUUUGUGCAGCUCGGCUAUAAUUUUGGGGUGUCUCCUCUCGUCCUACAUGGCAGAAAGAGUGGUGGGAAGGAAUCUUGUUUUUGUUUGAAGAAAGGGCACUGAGCUUCAGUAACAGCAGCAGUACGUGGUCCGAAAAAGAGCUGCGAAAAGCACUCUUCCCGGAGUGGCUGCAGGCUCGGUAUUUGAAAAGUGGAAGGUGCUGAGAAUUUGUCAGUUCAACUGAAAAAACAAAACAAAACAGAGGAUCUCAUGCCUAAGUGGGAGACUAUGUUCUCGUUGCUUGGCUGCUUUUCCCCCUUCUCAGAGGAAAGCUAGGCGAUUGGCCCCUGGUGACGGUGUGCAAAUUUCCCAUAUGCUGUCUUCCUGGGUUAGUCUUUUUCCUUUGAUAGCUGAAGCAGAGUAGGUGAUUGGCCGAGAAAGACCUCUCCCAUCAGACAGCUGUAGUGCGCUCUUGUGUACCUGCGAAAGACCAACCACACACAAUAAAAAAUAACAAAUAGAAUUGCUCCAUUUUCCGGAUCUGCAACAAAAAUGGCAAACCAGGGGUAGCUUGGGGGAGAAUGAGGGUUUUUUCCAGCUUGGCCGAGUGGCUCGUAAGCUGAGCUCCAUGGCCCACCAUGGAAUUCUGUCCCUGGUUUAGAGAACACACAGCCCAUUGUGGGUCAAACAGGCCAUGGAUUGUCAAGGCUAGUUUGUUGCCCCAAAAUAAGCCACCCUGCAGGAAGCGGGCUGUGUUCAGAUGUCACAAGGGGUGCUAGUUCUUGCAAACCAGGUCUCUCCUUCUGCACGAUCCACACAAAUCCAGUCAUCACUGGAGAGUUUGACAUUGUUUUUCUUUUUUUUCUCAUCUCUGGGAAAAGUUAGCAUUGUGAUAAUAGGAGACGAGUUGCUCAGGACUGACCCAAAGCGGAGUCCAUUAAGAAAGCUCUUUGCCUGGUGUGGAUCCAACAGAGUCAGCUAGAACCAAGGAGUUUGUGAACUCCUUUUAAUUUUGCUUAAUGCCCCCUUCUCCUUUGUCUCUCUAUUAUCUCAACUUUUGGAUUUCUUGUCUCAUUCAGACUGAUCUGUAUUUUACUGUUUUGUUCUUCUCAUUUUUUGUCUUUUUGUUGUGACGGUGGCCAGGAAAUGAUCUGGACUUCUUUCUUAGUUCUUUCUCUCUGCUUUCCUCUUCUGCUCGUAUACUUCACAAUAGACUACAGCAGAUAAAAGACUUUUUUUCUUUGAAAAAAGGAAAUAAUUUUUAUGGCCAGGGGAGUUUUAUUUUACCCUGUGUUUUUUCUCCCUUUUUCUCUUCACCCUCCCCAGCAAAUAAUAAUUUCCAGUGCAGUCAUUUUUAGUAGCUACGAACAUAGAGAGUCAAUAAUGUUUUUUCUUACUGAGCCACCGUGCUGAGAAAAGACAAGAUUUUGGUGGCUGGGUUUCCACAUGUGCUUUUUGUGUUGGAAACGAUGUCAGAGGACCCUGGUGGAGCCAGAUGCCUCCAGACUGUCUUCUGUGUAGAUCGGUUUUGUAAAAAGACCCAAGAGUGGUCUAUACCACACCCUGUGUAGGGAAGGAAAACUCUUUUCGCUUGCAGACAGUAGCUUAAAGUCUCUCCGCUGUUUUUCCUUAGGUGUCAAGCCAGUUGUUUUGCUGGUGGUUCCAAAGACGAUGUGUUUUGAACAAAGAAUGUAUUUAAGGGUGCCGGGCGAUGUUUGGGGAUGUGUCAGGCUUGGCUGAGCAGAAGACCACAUCCUCACCGAUCUCCUAAAAAGCUGUCCAGAUGUCUGAGCUUCUUUUUUUGACAAGUUAUAGCGAUGUCCCCUCUUCACCCAUGCGCGUAUCCCUUUGUGGGAAAUCUUGAAGGGGUUUGAGAUAGAUGGUGCUUUUAAAUAAAUAGAUAAAUAAACAAAUUGCUGUUUGGGGUGGGAGGGUUAUUUUUGGUGGGUAACUUUUAUGGCAGAGAUGCUUCUUCUGGCGUCUUACAUUGAUCUGAGACUUCGUAAUGUUGGCGUUUGAAAUCGUCCCUCCUAUCCCCAUUCUUUUCAGAGACUGUGCAAUUGAUUAUCUGGCGUGCUACUUCGGUUUCUUUUUUUCCCCUGACCGGCUCUGUGCAAACCUGCUCUUACUAGCAUAUUGCUUUGCACCAGCAGCACUCUUGACGGGUUUUGUUUUUAAAGACACAGACCUCAUUUCUUUUGUAUAUUACUUUCAGAUGCCCCCCUUUUAAUUGUGGGGAGUGGGGUUUAUUGCUAGAUGCAAAAUAUUACAGAAACGCCUGGUGUAAAUUUAACCAGAGAAAUAGUCCUUAACUAUUCAGGAGGGGGAAAAGUCACCCUCUUUUUAUCGCAUUGCCGUCUUGCCCAGCCCUUCUGCCCCCCUACACACACAACAAAACACUAGAAUUUAUUUAUAUGUAUUUGAUGUUGUAGGUCUAGGUGAAAAAGUAAAUGUUUCACUUCUCUAUUUAUAUAUUAUGUCUCAAUUUAUUCUGUGCAGGAAAGGCCAAGAAUUAAUCCAUAAUGCUGAUUGCCUCUUCUUGUUUGUUUCUUCGUUUUUAACUGGUAUGGCUGCCACGGGACUCAUUUUUAACUUGGAAAGCUUUUCUUAGAGCCAACGCUUUUAAAGGCGCGACGCCCUCCCGCUUUGCCAUGUAUCGUUUCUCCAGCUUCAGCAGAAGAUAGAAGACAUGCUUUCGUAGUACCUGUUGGGCAUCUUCAAAAGGUGAAAGGCGCUUGUGUUUCCUUCAGGGCAGAAGCGUGACAUCCUUCACGGGGAGAGGAUUGUGAGCAUAGAAAUAAACCAACUUGGGAAGAGAGGGGAGAUGAGGGCAGUCGCAGUGGAGAUGGGGGUGCCGAUUCCUCCUCCGCCGUGACUCCACAUAGGCUCUGACAAUAAGCUGGCAAGGAAAUAGCCUGGCUUCUCUUCACACACAAGUGGUGUAAUGUUGAAGCAUCCCCCCCCCUUCUCCUUGCACAUGAUUACGGCUUUUUCUUUAUUCCACCAGCUGGGAAGCUCCAGGGCUCUUGCACAAGAAAGAGGAGAUGAGGGGUCAGGUGUUGUCGUGUUUGUUCUUGUGCACUGGGGAAAUGGUUUGCUCAGAAACACAGUUCCCAGCUGUGGGGGCCUGUUACUGAGCACGAUACCGAAACAACACCCAGAUCUGAAGCCCAGCGUUCGGCUGAGCUGCGCUCCUUCCUGGUGGAUGCCAUGCUGCCGCUUUGAACCAGUCGGUCAGUUGCAGGUUUAGCAGCAUGUAUGUAGGGUUCCCUUCUUCACCAUGACGGCAGCUGCCUUCCCCAGCUUAUUUUUAAGCCGCUGCUUGUCGAGGUUUAAUGUGGAGCAGAGGUAAGACCACUCCACGAGCUUUUAAAAUGAACAUUGAAAUGACACCGGCACCGAUGAGGCAGUCUGGGGAUCUUCACCUCUCUCCUGCCUCUUGUACAAUGAGAGCGACUGCAUGGUUGGUUUGCCACACACUGAGUUCGCGUACCCUCAAGGUGUACAGUGAGAUUUCCUCCCCACCCCAACCCUCCAAGAGUGCUCCAAGCUGUCAUUUUCUCAGUUUUAAAGAACUGCCUUGCCGUUCUGCUUCCGUGUGGUUCCUUGUUUAGCUGGCGGCCUGAUCCAUUCCAAAAAGCCCCCUUCCUUCUGCCUUGUCAUGUUUGAAUUCUGUUUUUUUUUUUUUUUGCCUGUGAUGUUUAUGCAAAGUUAAUGCAUCACUUUUAAGUUGUCGUCGUCGUCGUCGUCGUUAUUGGUCUGGUUUCAAAGUAUGAAAAUGCGACCUUCUGAAAAAGGACAAAACUCACACUAAUGAUAAGAAGCAGAAUCUUCUUCAAUGAAGUAUAGUCCUUCAGAUCAGAUGAGCAGAUAAUUUAAAGCCAUGGAAGUGCCAGUUACAGAGAGAUGCAGUGAAGCAGAGACAGAUUAGCUCCCAAAUUUACUUUUUGGUGUCACUUAGCACUAGACUCGGUUUGUCCAAUGGCCUGUACAAGAUAUAUCCAUCUCGUAGAUUAAGUGGAAAAUGCAACGUGGCAUUCACUCUGGCAUGUCGAGGCAUUGUUUGCAGCAAGUUUUCUUCCUCCUGGUCAUGUAUAAAUGGCAUCUGUUGCUUUUUUUAAAGAGGAUAUUGUACUUCUUUUAACCUUGCAACCUGUACAGUAAAAAAGAAAAAAAAGGCCUUUCCUCAUGUUUGUCUUUUCAUAUAGACCAGAUAUUUGAAAGGGCAAACAACGACUUAAGAUGUUAACAAAUGACAUGUAUGAAAAAUCUUUCCGGGAAACUUUUAACAUGGACUUGGACAUCUGAUAGCAGAAUUGCCAGGCUGGCGGCAGCAACAUGUUCUCGCCCUUCUCUUCUUGUUUUCCGUUCCUAUGGUUUCUCCUUUCAAAUACGUGAUUGUAUUAGCUCUUUCCAUAUGAAAGAAUUCUCCUUAUUUAAAUAAUAAAAAAUAAAAAGCA